UAACAAAAAUGUCGUCCACAUGUUUCUCAUACGCGUCAUUUCACUGACAGUGAACACAUCUAACCGAAAUGAUAGUUUCCCGCGAGGAAAUUAUAGUUUGGUAUUCUAUGGUAGAACCCAUGCUCUACUUCCUGGAAGGUACGACUAUCAACUUCCGGUAAGGUCAAGUCUCUUACCACAACAACAGACAGCUGUUGUCAAGAUGGCGGACGCUUAUGGCGAAGAGGCGAGUACCCUGGACAGUGGGGAAGCCGGAGAACAGAUCUCUGCAAUAUUGAGGCGAUGCAGAGGUCGACCUCGGCUCACCGAUACCGAUCGGGCGAAGAGGCGACUGGAGUCGCGGAAAAAGUAUGAUGUUAGGCGCGUGUACCUCGGAGAAUCGCACAAGGUCUGGAGCGAACUGAGGCGGCGGACCAGCUUGAGUGACGCUGGACUCGCUGAGUACUUAAUCUUGUUGCAUUCAACGUACGGGGAGAGGUAUCCACAAAAAUACAGUGGGAAGAGACCUACAGCAGAACUGUCGAUCAAACAAAAAAACGAAAAGAUUGAGGAGGUGUGCAGCCUCCGCGGCCUUGUGCAGUGGUACCAGGAGCACGCCCGCUCCUGUCCGCACGAACCGCAGCUGCGGGCUCUGGAGCCGCCGCUCGGCAUUGUCGCUUCUGCCGUCUGGCGGUGUCCGGCGGGCCAUUCCUUCCUGCAGCGCUUGUGCUCACCAGCAGCGGGCGCCAGCGAGUCCGAGUCCGAGGCGGAGGCCGAGGAAAGCGGCCGCACGCCCGCGCAGACGCGAGGCGUCAGGACUCGGGCAAGAAGGAAGAGGAGAGCGGCGGCAGCCGCUGCUUCCUGUCAAUUUACAGACGCCGGGGAGGAGUCGGAGGAGGCCGGCCUGCGGGACGUGGCGGUAACCCUGAACCACGUGGGACAGGCGACCGUCCCAAAGCAGCUCCCAGGCCCCGUGUCCCGGACAGACACCCCGUCCGCCGAGCUCUCCAUGGGGGAGCCGUCCAUCUGGGAGAUGGAGGUGGUGAUGGAGGGGGACAAGGGCUUGGAGCAGGAGUCGGAAAACGAGGGGUCGUGCCGAGGCGUCGCCAUGGAGAAUGACAACAUGACGGAGGACGAGAAGGGGGGCGGGGACGCGCUGGGGGGCUGUGGGGUCCGGGGCGGGGGGGCGGCGGAGGGCCCGGAGGGGUACGAGUGCGUGGUGGUGACGGCGGCCAUGGCGGAUCGGCUGGAGAACGGGGACGCGGGCGUGCUGAGGAACCACGUCGCCAACGGCAACCAUCAGCCCCACCCUCCCCAAGCCCCGCCCACCGUGCAGGUGACGGGCCAGGGGGACCUGUUCGAACCCCAGACCCUGCAGACGGUGGUGGCCAGCUGCCAGAUCCCAGAUGGAAGGGGGGCUUUAGAGGGAUCUCAGCAGGUCAUCAUCAUCACUGGCCCUGGGUACGAGGCCCUGGCAUCGGAGGGCAUCCAGCUGAACAUGGGGGGCGGGGGCGGGGACGAAGUCACCUGCACCUUUAUUGAGGGCGUGGCCUACAAUCAGGUGUGCCAGCCGGAGGCCGCCCUCAAAGUAGCCGCGCCCGACUCAGGCGCCAUGCGGGACCUGGGUAACAAGCAGCUGCUGCAGCCCAGCGUGGGGCCCCUGCGAGCAGAGGCCCCCCCGGAGAGAGAGAGCCAGCGGGCCCUGGGCCGGUCCAGGCGGAGCAGGAGAGGGCCCGUCGUCGAGGCCGACGGGAUGCUGAAGAUGUUCCACUGUCCGUACGAGGGCUGCAGCCAGGUGUACGUGGCCAUCAGCAGUUUUCAGAAUCACGUCAAUCUGGUCCACAGGAAGGGCAGGACUAAGGUGUGCCCUCAUCCUGGCUGCGGAAAGAAGUUCUACCUCUCCAACCACCUGCAUCGCCACAUGAUCAUCCACUCAGGUGUGCGGGACUUUAUCUGUGAGACGUGCGGGAAGUCGUUCAAACGGAAGAAUCACCUGGAGGUUCACCGGCGAACGCACACGGGAGAGACGCCCCUGCAGUGUGAGAUAUGCGGGUACCAGUGCCGCCAGAGGGCAUCGCUCAACUGGCACAUGAAGAAGCACACGACGGAGGCCCAGUACAACUUCACCUGCGAGCACUGCGGCAAGAGGUUCGAGAAGCUCGACAGCGUCAAAUUCCACAAGCUCAAGAGCCACCCGGACAAGCAGGCCACCUGAGGGGUGGGUAGGCCGG
Anguilla anguilla (European eel) is the source of this 2210-nucleotide messenger RNA. RefSeq names its product zinc finger protein 653 (gene znf653). Bases 20 to 2194 code for a protein of 724 amino acids. Gene Ontology annotation, cellular component: nucleus. Gene Ontology annotation, molecular function: transcription coregulator activity. The record is from RefSeq and is a predicted model, not a curated record. The transcript has 10 exons. NCBI's taxonomy places the organism in Eukaryota, Metazoa, Chordata, Actinopteri, Anguilliformes, Anguillidae. Gene Ontology annotation, biological process: regulation of transcription by RNA polymerase II.